AUGAUGGAAUAUGAAUUGAGUGGAUAUAGAUCUGAAUAUAAAACUACUAUAAUAAAUAAGAAACGUAAUUUAGAAAAUUUACAAAGAUCAAUAGAAGCACAUAAAAAACGUCUUGCAAUAGCAAGACUUAAAAAAUUAUCAACAAAUUCUAAUAGUAAUACUAAUAGUAAUUAUGGGAAAUAUAAUCUAAAUGUCAGUUUAAAGAAUACUAAUGGUAGUUUAAAGAAUGAAAAUAGUAGUUUUAAUAGUCCUAAUUGCAGUUUAAAGAAUCUAAAUGGUAGUUUUAAGGAUGAAAAUAUGAAUAUAAAUAAUGAAAUGUUAGAAGAAAAGAUUGUACAAGUUCUUACAAAAUUACUUAAAUAUGAUCAAAAUAACAAUAUACACUCAAAAGAGAAUAUGAGUGAUAUAUUAGUGAAAUGUAUAUCAACAGCAAUGAAUUCAGCAACAGGUGAUACAUCAGAUAUUACUAGUUCACGUACUAAUGUUAAUUUAUCAAUAAAUCUUAAUAUUCCAAAUUCUAAUAUGAAUAAUGAUACACUUGAUAAUCAAAUUAUAAAUACUACUACUAGAAAUACUGUAAACAGUACUACUAGAAAUGAUGUUAAGAGUAUUGUAAAUGAUGAGAAUGAAAAUGAUGUGGUAAUGAUAGAAAAUGUUUUUUCACAAAAUACGAAAAUUAUAAAACCAAAUACUUUUAUUAAUUUUUAUAAUAAAUUUAAAAAUGUUUUCAAAAAUAAUACUACUAACACUGAUAUAAGUAGUAAUAGUAAGGGUGUUAAGGAUACUACAGUUGUACCUGGUACUACUACUCCAAAUACUACUACUCCUAGUAAUAUGAAUACUUAUAAUAUGAAUAAUAUUGAAUUUAAGAAAAGUAUUGGACCAUUUAGAAGAAAUACUAAACCAAUUAAUAAUAUAAUUAGAAGAAAUUCUAUAAAUAGAAGAAAUUUAUAUAAUCUUCAUACCCAUACUAAUACUAUUGAUGGUACUACCCUUAAUAGUACUACUAAGGUUAAUACUAGUAAUAUUACUCCUCCUAAAGUAGCUAAUACUAAUACUAAUAAUACUAAGAGUACUGUUACCUAUGUUAGUGUGGAUAAGAAUGAAAGUAAUGUAUGGAAUAAUAUGAAAAAUAGUAAUGAAUAUUUACAAUCAGUUGAUUGGGAUCCAUUUAAUCUUAAAAAUCAUUUUACAAUUAAUACUUUAGAUUUCAAUAAUCAAACUAAUGUUAAUAGAGUUAAUGGAGGAGUUGUAGAUAAUAGAGUUAUAAACGGACUUGUAGACAGUAAAGUUAUAAAUUCAAUUGUAAAUAGAGUUGUAAAUAAUAGAAUUGUAAAUGAAGUUAAUAAUGGAGUUAGUAAAGGAGUUAGUGAUGGAGAUUAUAGUAUUGAUGUAGAUGUAGAGAAUAGAGUUGAUUUUAGUAUUGAUGGAGUUAGUGAUGCAGAUAAUAGUAUUGAUCUAGAUGUAGUGAAUGGUAAAUAUGGUAAAAUAGUAUGGAGAAAUGGUUAUAAAAAUAAUAAUCCUAUAAAUCCUUGUGUUAUGAAAUCUAAUUUGCAACAAAUUGAUUCAUAUAAAUUUGGUCUCUUCAAUAAUAUCAUUACUAAUCCCAGUUCCAAUCCUAAUCACAAUUCUAAUCCUAGUUCUAGUGGUAAUUACUAUUGGAAUAAUUGGAAUAUGAAUUCCUACAAUAAUUGGAAUAUGAAUUCCAAUAAUGACAAGUGGAAUGAUAAUUGGAAUAUGAAUUUUAAUAAUAGUAUGAAUACAAUGGAUAAAUAUAUGGAUAGAAUCAAUGAUAGAUUUUCUAGUUUUGAUCAAAAAAUUGUUAAUCUUAAUAUUAAUAAUCUAACCAGUAAUAAUCUUAAUGGAAAUUUAGUCAAUAGUCAUCUUAAUAGUGGGAAUUUAACAAACGGAUUAGGGGAAACUCGUAAUUUAACUGGUUGUCAUCUUAAUAAUCGUAAUCUAACUAGUAACAAUCUUAAUAGUGGUAAUUUAACCAGUGGAUUGACCAAUGGUGGUGGAUUCGUGAAUGGAAAUAUGAAUAUUAGAAAUCCAUUUAAACGUUAUCGUAAUCAAAAAGAAAAUAUACAAAUGGAUAAAAUGACUGGAAAAGUUGGAAGAAAUAAUUUCAAUUGUUUAAAUCCAUGUUUUAAAUUGAAAACUCUUAGAUCCAAUACUUAUACAGUCAAUACUAAAUUAAAUACUGUAACUCCUCUCAAUAGUAAAUUAAAUGCUGUAACACCUGUUAGUACUAAAUUGAGUACUAGAACUCCUGUUAAUAAAUUAAAUACUGCCACUACAGUCAAUAGUAAACUAAAUUACACACCAGUAAAUAGUAAAUUAGUUAAUAAAUAUGAAGAAAAUAAUUUAAAAUAUAAUGAAAUGAGAAGAAAUAUAAAAUUAAUGGAUAGUAAUACAAUUUUUAAUGCAUUAAAUCAAUUAUCACAAGUUCAAAUAUGUUAA
This is a messenger RNA of Theileria annulata, 2460 nucleotides long. RefSeq lists its product as uncharacterized. The record is from RefSeq and is a predicted model, not a curated record. Lineage: Eukaryota; Apicomplexa; Aconoidasida; Piroplasmida; Theileriidae. The transcript has 2 exons. Bases 1 to 2460 code for a protein of 819 amino acids.